Messenger RNA from Spodoptera exigua (beet armyworm), 3466 nucleotides. NCBI's taxonomy places the organism in Eukaryota, Metazoa, Arthropoda, Insecta, Lepidoptera, Noctuidae. The record is from the annotation of a GenBank genome assembly.
GUCAACGUCGAGUCGAGCCACAAGUGUCAUCAUUGUGUCAUUUGAAUUGAUUCGUGUCAAUCCAGCCUUCGAGUAUUUUGUCUUCGCCAAUAUUUUGAUGAAGAUUUAUUAUUUAAUGUUGUGAAACAUAGCAAAUAACCUGCAAAAAUGAAGAACAGAUUCAAUACAUAUGAUAUUAUGUGCAUGGUCACAGAAUUACAAAGACUGAUUGGAAUGCGAGUAAACCAAGUCUAUGACAUAGACAACAAGACCUAUGUGAUCCGACUACAGAGGUCGGAAGAAAAGAGUGUGCUACUCUUGGAGUCUGGAAACAGAUUCCAUACCACACAGUUUGAAUGGCCAAAGAAUGUUGCACCUUCUGGAUUUACUAUGAAGCUCAGAAAACACUUAAAGAACAAACGUUUGGAGAAGCUCUCGCAGCUGGGUAUAGAUCGUAUAGUGGACCUGCAGUUUGGUAGCGGGGAGGCAGCGUAUCAUGUUAUACUGGAAUUAUAUGACAGGGGUAACAUUGUGCUAACUGACCAUGAGUGGACCAUCCUUAAUGUGCUGCGGCCUCACGUCGAGGGGGACAAGGUUAGGUUUGCAGUAAAAGAAAAGUAUCCGCUGGACAGAGCGAAGACAAGCUACGCAGCGCCAUCUGCCGACGCUCUCCAGGAAAUACUAAACAACAGCAAACCAGGCGAUAAUCUGAAGAAAGUCCUUAAUCCUAAAUUAGAAUACGGUUCAGCAAUCAUAGACCACGUACUUCUAGAGAAUGGACUAUCAGGAACCAUGAAACUUGGUAAGGAACCAGGCAAGGGUUUCAACAUGGAACAGGAUCUUGAGAAGCUGGUGAAAGCGUUGAAACAGGCUGAGGAACUGCUGGAUAUCGCGAGGACGCAGGUCGCUAAAGGCUACAUAACACAGAAGAAGGAAUCCCGGCCAAACCCUAACGGAGAAGGUUCCAGUUUCCUGCUCAUCGGCCAAGAGUUCCACCCGAUGUUGUUUGCCCAGCACAGAGAGAUGCCUCACGCUGAACAUGAGACCUUCGACCGCGCAGUCGACGAGUUCUUCUCAACUCUAGAAGGACAGAAGAUUGAUAUGAAGACGGUACAAGUGGAACGUGAAGCCCUUAAGAAGCUGCAGAACGUGCGCAACGACCAUGAAAAGCGAGUUACGGAGCUGUGCCGAGCUCAGGAUGAGGAUAAGAAGGCUGCAGAGCUGAUCUCCCGCAACCAGCCCCUCGUGGAGCAGGCUCGUUUGGCUGUACAGGCUGCUAUUGCCAACCAGAUGUCAUGGGAUGACAUACAACUCCUAGUGAAGACAGCUCAGGACAACAACGACCCCAUAGCGUCCUGCAUCAAGCAUUUGAAGCUGAAAACUAACCAUAUCACAUUGCUGCUCUCUGAUCCUUAUGAUGAAGAGGAUCUUAAGCCUAUGAUGGUGGAUAUUGACCUUUCGCUGACUGCUUACGCUAAUGCAAGGAGGUACUACGACCAAAAACGCAACGCGGCAAAAAAACAGCAGAAAACGAUAGAAUCAGCCGGCAAAGCUCUGAAGAGUGCAGAACGGAAGACAAAGCAAACAUUGAAGGAGGCCCACACAGUCAGCAACAUCAUCAAGGCGCGGAAGACUUAUUGGUUCGAGAAGUUCUUCUGGUUCAUCUCUUCUGAUAAUUAUCUGGUGAUCGGAGGUCGCGACCAGCAACAAAACGAGUUACUAGUGAAGCGGUACAUGAGGUCCCGCGACCUGUACGUGCACGCGGAGGUGACGGGCGCCUCCUCCGUCAUCGUGAAGAACCCUGGAGCUGGGGACGUGCCUCCCAGGACAUUGGCUGAAGCUGGACAGGCUGCAGUCGCUUACAGUGUGGCUUGGGAAGCGAAGGUGCUGACCCGUGCAUGGUGGGUGUACGCGUCCCAGGUAUCGAAGUCCGCACCCACCGGAGAGUAUCUCACCACCGGGUCCUUCAUGAUUCGUGGACGCAAGAACUACUUGCUGCCUGACCAUCUGCAGUUUGGAUUCAGUUUCAUGUUCCGAUUGGAAGACAGCUGCAUAGAGCGUCACCGCGACGAGCGCAAGCCGAUAGCGUUGGAUGACGCCUCCGUCGUCACCUCCACGCAGGAGCUGGAGGAGGACCAGGAGAUAAUCGUCUCCGAUGAUGAUGAACAAUCAGAUAAAGAAGAUGAAAAACAAGACUCCGCCAAGCUAGACGCUAUCAAAGAAGAAUCACAACCAACUGCAGAUGUCCCAGAAGACACAGAAGUACAGCAAAAGGAGGAGAAGGAGAUUGAAAAAGAAGAAAGCCAGAAGGUAGAAGAUUCGGAUGAUGACAGCGAUUCUUCUGAGGAUGAUGCUCUUGAUACUCAUAUUAAGGUGGAUCACGGUACCGGCGAGGUGUUCGUCCGAUCUACAUCGAGAACUAUUUCCGAAAUGUCAGACAGAAGCGAAGACAAAAUGCCAUCGUUCCCAUCGUUACCAAAGAAAGGAGGUAAGAAGCAGCCCCAACAGAAGCAGAAGACGAAAGAAGACAAACAGGAGAAGAAAGAAGGAAUGAAGCGCGGACAGCGCAGCAAGCUGAAGAAGAUCAAGGAGAAGUACAAGGACCAGGAUGACGAGGACCGCGCUAUUAUGAUGGAACUGCUACAGUCGGCUAAGGGCGAGAAGGAAUCUAAAAAGGCCCAAAAGAAGGCCGCAGCGGCGAAGGCCAACAAGGUGAAGGUGCCCAAAGGAAGCAAGAUCCCGCAGCCGGCGCCCCUACUGCUGGAGGCUGAUUCCGAGCCUGAGGAACUGGAGAAUGAGCCGGAUUUGGAGCAGACAGGUCCCGACGCAGACUCCGAACUCCUGAACCAGCUGACCGGUAUACCUCACGAGGAUGACGAGCUACUCUUUGCGGUGCCUGUGGUGGCUCCCUACUCGGCACUCAUUAACUACAAGUACAAAGUGAAGCUGACCCCGGGAACAGGCAAGCGAGGGAAAGCAGCGAAGACAGCCGUACAAGUAUUCCUCCGCGACAAAGCAGGUACAGCGCGAGAGAAGGAUCUUCUGAAAGCCGUCAAAGAAGAAAACAUUGCCCGCAACUUCCCCGGAAAAGUCAAAUUGUCUGCUCCACAGUUACAUAAACAUAAAAAGUAGUUUUUUUUUCUAUGUUAAUAGCCCUCUCUUCUGAUAUUGCGUUUUUUUUGUCAUGAAAUCCGACCUUUUUGUAGAUACGAUAGUUAAAGUAAUAGAAAAAUUAAUUUUAAUCUCACCUCCACGCUAGCCUAGCGUUGAGUUGGGACUAUUUCGACUUUAUACCAAUGAAUUUAAAGUCUAAUUUUCUUCUUUAUAUAAGUUUUAGAAUGUAUACAUUAUAGUCCAAUCAUUUUGAAUUUAGAUGUGGGUGCGUAUUUAUUUUAAAUGUCAAUAUACUUUCUUGUAAAAUUAAACUUAAUCACAAAAUAACUACAGUCUUAUGUCGACAACCUUAAAGUUGAGAUUACGUUAGCAA